Aspergillus tanneri is the source of this 1830-nucleotide messenger RNA. Its product is annotated as putative proline--tRNA ligase AIM10. Gene Ontology annotation, molecular function: ATP binding; proline-tRNA ligase activity. The transcript is spliced from 7 exons. The record is from RefSeq and is a predicted model, not a curated record. The coding region runs from base 1 to 1830 and encodes 609 amino acids. NCBI's taxonomy places the organism in Eukaryota, Fungi, Ascomycota, Eurotiomycetes, Eurotiales, Aspergillaceae. Gene Ontology annotation, biological process: prolyl-tRNA aminoacylation. Gene Ontology annotation, cellular component: mitochondrion; cytoplasm.
AUGCUUCGGAGUCUUUCGAUUACUGAUGGUAGGAACCGGGUCUCCAACUUCUGGAUCCCGACUGGUGGCAUCUCGAAGAAGAAUGUCCCAGGUGGUAAAGAGGAUUCGAACGACCUUUUAAUUAGAGGUGGAUUUUUUCGCCAGGUGUAUUCCGGGAUAUUCCACAUGCUUCCUCUAGGGUUGCGCGUGCAAGAUAAGCUAGAGCGUCUCAUUGACAAGCAUAUGCGGUUGCUGGGUGCUUCGAAAGUUUCUUUAUCAUCUAUAUCCGCUCAGGAGCUUUGGGAGCAGUCAGGACGUUUGAAAGAAGGUUCCGAGGUAUUCAAGUUUAUUGAUCGGAAAGAGUCGCGCUUCAUUCUUGCCCCUACUCAUGAAGAAGAAAUUACUACAUUAGUAGGGAGUCUCACUAAGUCAUACCGAGAUCUGCCUUUGCGAGUGUACCAGAUAUCGAGAAAGUAUAGAGAUGAGCCAAGGCCAAGACAAGGUCUGCUUCGUGGACGCGAAUUCAUUAUGAAGGAUCUUUAUACUUUCGAUUAUAGUGUGGAAGAGGCUUUAAAAACGUAUGCCUCCGUGAAAGCCGCCUACACCCAACUCUUUAACGAACUGAAAAUACCUUACCUUGUCGCUGCGGCAGACUCAGGUAAUAUGGGUGGAAGCUUGAGCCAUGAAUUCCAUUUUCCUAGCUCGAAAGGCGAAGACACCGUUAUCAGCUGUACCAACUGUGACAGUGUCUAUAACGAAGAGCUCGCCGAUGGAAAAUCUCAUGACUUAGAGCACGGCUACCAUCUCCAAGCGAGGCAAACAUCUGGGUUCAACACCGAAGGAAUCCCCAUCGACGCAGCACCGACUGUUUCCACAGGCCUCUGGAUGGCGAUCUCCAAAGACAAACAAACAUUGCUACGGGUCUGGUACCCGAAAUUCUCCAUGCAAGGAACUAGCCAGGAACCCGUGGAACGAGAAGUCAAUUCACACGCUGUCAAAUCCGUCGCUGAUUCAGCAGGCCUCGAGCUCGACCUUAGCGUGGAGAACCCCUUGGAACAGUGGGCGUCCCAGAUCAAGUCCGCCACAGGGCCCAGUGGAUCAUCUCCCACCUACAGGCCCAAAGUGCUAGAUCUGUACGACUCACAAGUCCGCGUCUACCAACGUCCUCCACUCAGUGACCUGCUCCAGCAGGUUGACUGUGCAGUAGACGACAUUGACUACUCGAUGCUUGAUCGCUUCCCCGAGACCAACAGUGGACUGAACCUGGUCAAAAUGCAUGACGGAGACCCAUGUUCGAAAUGUACCCAGGGACACCUACAAACUCACAGGGCGGUCGAACUGGGCCACACAUUCCAUCUCGGAACCCGCUACAGCGAUGUCUUCCAGGCAUCCGUCAUGAUUGACCGGUCUGCUACCGGCUCCGAAGGCCAAACCGUCCCCAUGCAGAUGGGAUGUCAUGGAAUCGGCGUCUCUCGCAUGAUCAGCGCAGUAGCAGACAGUCUCGCCGACUCCAAGGGCCUGAACUGGCCAAAGGCUAUGGCCCCUUACGAAGUUAUCGUUAUCCCGGCCAAGGGUCUACACGAGGAAGCUGAGAAAGUAUACGAUCUUCUCACCGCAAACUCAUCUUCCUCCUCUCCCAUCGACAUCAUCCUCGAUGACCGUGACAAGCAGAUGGGAUGGAAACUCGGCGAUGCGGACCUAAUCGGGUACCCGGUGAUCGUGGUGGUCGGCAAAGGAUGGAAGAAGAAGCAAACCCUGGAAGUGCAAUGUCGCCAGAUGGACAAUCUCCGCGAAGAUGUACCGUUAUAUCAACUACCGGAGUUUAUUCAAUCGUUGCUGGACCGGCUGUAA